AUUGAAUUCUAGCCGUGACGUCUUGGACCAGCUUUGACCUAGCGCCAUCAUCCAGACUUUCCUUAUCACAAUCAUCGACGUACAAUAUGGUUGCAUCUCGUCGCGGGAGCGGCAGCAUAACGCUGCCCACUGGCCAAACAAUGGCCAUUCACACCAGAACACAUGAGGAGGAGGACCUCCCUCAUGCCACCAAGAAGACGAUGGCAGAUCAUUUGCGUAAAUAUGAGAGCUUAUUUACCUUAACGCCUCAGAGAAUGCGAAUGAUUGUCGAAGCAUUCAAGGACAGCUUAGAACUUGGCUUACAAAAACCAAAACAGGUUGUGCCCAUGAUUCCGACGUUCGUAUUCGGCUGGCCCACUGGUCAAGAAUCCGGUGAUUUUCUCGCAUUGGAUCUCGGUGGCACCAAUCUCCGAGUUUGUCUCGUCACCCUCCAAGGGGAAGGGAAAUUUGAAAUGACCCAAACCAAGUACCGACUUACCGAAGAGCAGAAGCAAGAUGAAGGCACCAAGCUUUUCGAUUUCUGUGCGGAGUGUCUCAAAACAUUCAUUGACACAAACUUCACGGAUGAAGAUGGGAAUUCACUCCUAAAGCCCGGCGAGUUAUUGCCGCUCGGAUUCACAUUUUCCUAUCCCUGUUAUCAAACGCGAAUUGACCACGGUGAACUAAUUCGUUGGACCAAAGGAUUCGGCGUAAAGAACACAGAAGGUCGGGACGUUGCGGAGAUGUUCCGUCAGUCGAUCGAGAAAUAUGAACUUCCGGUUCAAAUGACUGCACUCAUCAACGACACUACCGGAACUCUCAUCGCGUCCCACUACGUGAACCCCAAAACCAAGAUUGCCGUUAUCUUUGGCACUGGGUGUAAUGCAGCGUACAUGGAAGACGUCAAAAACAUCGAGAAGAUAAAUGACCUCGGUAUCAGCGAGAAAGAUCAAAUGGCGAUCAAUUGCGAAUGGGGUGCAUUCGACUCGUUCGAGCAUGAACAUCUUCCAAGAACAAAAUACGAUACCAUUGUCGAUGAAACAUCAAAUAAGCCAGGCGAACAGGCAUUCGAGAAAUUGAUAUCUGGACGAUAUCUCGGAGAAAUUCUUCGCCUGGUGAUUUGUGAGCUGAUUGAUGAAGGUGUUCUCUUUCUUGGGCAGGAGACUUACAAACUCGAGACGCCAUAUGUCUUUGAGACCGCUUUUUUGUCACUAAUGGAAAGUGACCCAACAGAUGAAUUAUUAAUGAUUAUUGGCAUUUUCACGCACUUCUUUGCUGUUGAGACCACACUUGCAGAACGACAAUUCUUCCGUGCUUUGGCAAUGCUCAUUGGAAGAAGAGCUGCCCGUUUGAGUGCCUGCGGUAUCGCGGCAAUUGUUGGAAAAAUGGGCUAUCUUGACGAAGGCUGCCUGGUUGGUGCUGAUGGGUCGCUGUAUAACAAAUAUCCAGGAUUUGCCGAUCGAGUACACGAAGGUCUCAUCGAUGUUUUCGGAGAAAAGGGGAAUAACAUAAAAACCGUUCAUGCUGAGGAUGGAAGUGGUGUCGGAAGCGCCAUCAUCGCAGCUAUGACUAAGGUCAGGAGAGAUGCGGGCCUCUAUCCAAAUGUAUAAAAAUGGCUAUGCCGCUUCAGAAUCGUUUUGUUGUGCUGGAAAGGAUAUCCUCUUAUUUCAUUUUUGUAUACAAGCUACAAGCUAUGUACGUAGUCACUUCGAACUAUUUGUGAGAGAACGCUACAUGUGACCGUUCCGAGUCUAUGAUUUCAUCGCGCUGUCUCUUUGAUCCUAGUGCUACCUGCCCUUUAUAGGCCGCCUCAUCACUGGAUAACGAGUC
Messenger RNA from Lentinula edodes (shiitake mushroom), 1809 nucleotides. RefSeq names its product hexokinase. Gene Ontology annotation, molecular function: mannokinase activity; ATP binding; glucokinase activity. Lineage: Eukaryota; Fungi; Basidiomycota; Agaricomycetes; Agaricales; Omphalotaceae. The transcript has 13 exons. Gene Ontology annotation, biological process: glucose 6-phosphate metabolic process; glycolytic process; intracellular glucose homeostasis. The record is from RefSeq and is a predicted model, not a curated record. Bases 87 to 1589 code for a protein of 500 amino acids. Gene Ontology annotation, cellular component: cytosol; mitochondrion.